Messenger RNA from Acanthamoeba castellanii str. Neff, 1659 nucleotides. Its product is annotated as diphthamide biosynthesis protein 2, putative. Gene Ontology annotation, molecular function: 2-(3-amino-3-carboxypropyl)histidine synthase activity. Bases 1 to 1659 code for a protein of 552 amino acids. The record is from RefSeq and is a predicted model, not a curated record. NCBI's taxonomy places the organism in Eukaryota, Discosea, Longamoebia, Acanthamoebidae. The transcript has 10 exons. Gene Ontology annotation, biological process: protein histidyl modification to diphthamide.
AUGGAAGCGGAAGCACCUCCGCCGGUGAGAUUAUGGGGCGAUUCGGGACAGGAAGAGAUGCUACGACAGCGCGAGCCGCCGUCAGGCGCCCCUUCGCCUCUGCCCUUUCCAUUGACCGACUUCUUCGAUGUUCCGGCCACGCUGCAGAUCCUCACAUCCCGUUCCUUCCGUAAGUUUCCCGACGAGCUGCUGCCCUACGCGCCGGAGGUCUACCGCCACCUGCAGUCAGGCCUGGGCUCCGAAGUUUUGUUGUUCGUGUUGGGCGACACUUCAUAUGGCGCGUGCUGCGUCGACGAAGUGGCGGCGCAGCAUUUGAGCGCCGACGUCAUCGUACAUUACGGCCGCACCUGUCUCUCUCCGACAUCACAUCUGCCGGUCAUCUACGUCUUCGGCCGCAAGCCUCUGGACGUCGCGCAUCUGGUCCAAGAAUUCAAACAAUCCUUCCCACUCGUCGACCAACACACACAAAACAUUGAGUUCACAUGCCAGGAGGGCGGUCGCGUGGUGGUAUACUACGACGUGGAGUUCGCCUACGCCGCGCCGCUGCUCGAGGCCGAGCUCCGGUCGGCCGGCUACCCGGCCGCCGAGGUCGCCGUGAGCCGCCUCGACCGCUUCUACGUGCCCGCCCGGGGCCUUCGCCUCCCGCCUCUCACCACCACCACCGGCAGCGGCGGCGGCGGCUGCGGGUCGUGCGAUUGUCGACAGCCCCGGGAGCAGCCUGACGAGCCCAGUGCCACGUCAGCUGUUGCUGAGGCCGAGGCUGCUGAGGUGGUGGUCUACGGGCGCAGAAUUGCGGCGCCGGGCCAGGGCGGCGGCCAAGACAAGAAGCGCGACGUGGUGCUGUUCGUGGGCGAGGAGGGUCCCACGCUCACCAACUUUGUCAUCACCUACAGCCAAGCCCGGAUGUGGCGGUACAGUCCCGACAGCAGGGAGCUGCGAAGGGAGACGCUGUCGGUGAACAAGACCCUCAUGCGACGGUACUUCCUCGUCGAGAAGACCAAGGACGCCGACAUCAUCGGCAUCGUCGCUGGCACCCUCGGCGUCUCCAAGUACCUGCAGAUCAUGGACCACAUGAAGCGGCUGAUCAAGGCGGCCGGGAAGAAGUACUACACGUUCGUGGUGGGCAAGCUCAACCCGCACAAGCUCGCCAACUUUGAGCACAUCGACAUCUUCGUGCUCGUGGCCUGCCCCGAGAACAGCUUGAUCGAUUCGAAGGAAUUCUUCAAGCCCGUCAUCACGCCCUACGAACUCGAGCUCGCCCUCACCAAGGGUAAGGAGUGGACCGGAGAGUACAUCACGGACUUCAGCGAGAUCCUGCCCUCGCUCGCCCCCAGCUCCGCGGAAGAAGGCGCUGACGUGCCGCACAAGAACGAAGAGCCCAGCGAAGAAGAAGACGAGCCUCGCCUGUCGCUCAUCGACGGCAAACUCAAGUCCAGCGCCCGACCUGAGGCGAGCGGGGGCGAGGCCGGGCAGGAGCUGGUGGUGUCCGGUGGUCAGGCGCUGGCGGUGAGCGUGCCCACGGCGGCCACCUUCUUGGCCCAGCGGCAGUGGAAGGGGCUCGAGCAGAAGCUGGGCGAGACGGAGGUCAAGCUCGCCGAAGAGGGGCGGGCGGGCAUCCCCAAGGGCUACACUGUCGGUGAGGAUUCAUCGCGCACCUGA